Molecule: messenger RNA, 1335 nt
Organism: Penicillium hordei
Lineage: Eukaryota; Fungi; Ascomycota; Eurotiomycetes; Eurotiales; Aspergillaceae
Exons: 1
Coding region: 1-1335 (444 amino acids)
Biological process (GO): proteolysis
Molecular function (GO): metallopeptidase activity
Source: RefSeq, a predicted model, not a curated record
AUGCCACCAAAGUUCAUCUCAAAGUGUGAUCAUAAGUCUAUCUGUUUGUCCUCCUCUACUCAUGCUACUGUAGCAGGUUUCAGGAGACAAGGCCCAAGGCAACGUCUUGCUGCGAUAAAAGCAGACAACCGAAGCUUCCCACGGGAAAACAAACUCUUCCUCGAAGAAGAUGACAGAGUUUUCCCUGCACCCUUGUUGCUGCCUGGAGAUGACCUUUCCGGGGACCCAGAAGACCCGCAGAGUUUUCAAGAAUGGCUUGGUGGGGAACACCGCAAUCCGGUAACUGCAAAACAAAACACUGUCUAUAUCGUUCCAUCUCCUCAAAUUGACCCCAAUGUUGACUUCAUGCGAACAUGGACAACACCAAAAUGUCCAGGCGAUGAGCAUUCCACAAAGCCUCCUAGUACAAAGGACGUCCAGGAUUAUCUGACUGCCUUCUACCACGGUCUUCCUGUCAAGAUGAUGCCACCAUCUACCUUGCGGUUCAUUCCAUGGGAAGAACCCACAAAGAGACCUCGGAAAAAGACAGGCCCGCAAUACCUGGGUCUGCAAUCCGGCGACGAGUGCGUGCGGAUUCGCUCACGUACCUUGCCAGAGGGGGCAUAUGGGGGCCAAGUCAAUCUAGAUGAUCUUCUCGAUACGGCCGUUAGCAUUUUACCAAAGGAUGCAUAUGCCCUUUUGAUUCUUGUGGACUUCGAUCUCUACGAGGAUGACGAGGACGAGUUUGUAUGUGGCCGUGCAUACGGAGGAAGUCGCGUUGCAGUGGUAUCCAGUGCAAGAUACAACCCCAUACUGGAUAAUAUGCAAGAUGUUGAGCGUCUCCAUGCAUGGCCUGCGUCGCAUUGCAAUAAGUACAUGUCGGCUUGUGCUUCGGCGGAACCAACUGCAAAGAGACAGAAAAGAUCUCAGGUCAACAGUCGAGGAUCACAAAAUUCGACUUCGGAGCUAAACGGUCCUGUGAGGGAUGCAGUAUCAGUCUACCGUUCCCUCCCAGAAGUAGAUUCAUCACCUUCAUUGCUGUCUGCGCUCUGGUUGGGCCGUGUUUGUCGGACGGCGAGCCAUGAAUUGGGACAUUGCUUUGGUGUUGCCCAUUGCGUGUACUACGCAUGCUCAAUGCAGGGCACCGCGUCUAUCAGCGAGGACGCAAGACAGCCACCUUAUCUCUGUCCGGUUGAUCUGGCGAAGAUACUUUGUGCCACGUCAACGUCUGCGUCUGAGCGAUACCGGGCUCUUCUAGCGUUUUGUGAACGGCCUGGUAAUAGUGGUACACAUUUCUUCGCACCGUUGGCUACUUGGAUCCGAAGUAGGUUAGCCCAGAUCAAGGACUCGACAUGA